Dromiciops gliroides (monito del monte) is the source of this 5155-nucleotide messenger RNA. RefSeq names its product WASH complex subunit 2C (gene WASHC2C). Gene Ontology annotation, cellular component: WASH complex; early endosome. Gene Ontology annotation, biological process: protein localization to endosome; retrograde transport, endosome to Golgi. The record is from RefSeq and is a predicted model, not a curated record. Lineage: Eukaryota; Metazoa; Chordata; Mammalia; Microbiotheria; Microbiotheriidae. Gene Ontology annotation, molecular function: phosphatidylinositol phosphate binding; retromer complex binding.
CUGUCACGUGCAGUGGGGGCGGAGCCGGCACUGCGGCUCCGAGAGCGGCUGGACUCUGGGCUCGCUCUCCGAGCUGACGGGACGAAGCGGGAGCCCGGACCGCCGUCUGCGAGCAGGAGGCCGGUCGGGUCCCCCAGUCCCUGGCACCCAUGAGCGGGCCGGAGCCGGAGCCGGGGCCCGGGCCCGGGCCUGUGUGGGAGCGGCCCUGGUCCUUGGAGGAGAUCCGCAAGAACAGUCAGAGCUGGUCCCUGGCUGCGGACGCGGGCCUUUUACAGUUUCUUCAGGAGUUUUCACAGCAGACCAUCUCCAGGACACAUGAAAUCAAGAAACAAGUGGAUGGACUGAUUCAUGAAACAAAAGCUACAGAUUGUCGCCUUCACAAUGUCUUCAAUGACUUCCUCAUGCUGUCUAACACACAGUUCAUUGAGAAUCGUGUGUAUGAUGAAGAAGUGGAAGAGCCAGUUCCCAAGGCUGAAGCUGAAAAAACAGAACAGGAGAAAACUCGGGAACAAAAAGAAGCAGAUCUGAUUCCCAAAGUCCAGGAAGCUGUCAACUAUGGGCUGCUGGUAUUGGACAGCGCAUUUGAACAACUUGAUAUAAAAGCUGGAAAUUCAGACUCGGAAGAAGAAGAAGCAAAUGAAAGAGUAGAGCUGAUCCUUGAGCCAAAGGAUCUCUAUAUAGACCGACCCUUGCCUUAUUUGAUUGGUUCUCAGUUGUUCAUGGAGCAGGAAGAUGUUGGUCUUGGAGAUCUCUCCAGCGAGGAAGGUUCUUUAAACAGUGAUCCAGAUAGUGUCCUGGAUAGUGAAGAGGAGAAGGAUGAAGAGGAGUCAGAUGAUGACUUUGGCAAUCAGAGUGAGAAUGAUCAAAAGCCGCACAUAGCACUGAUAAGUGAUGAAGAAGAGGAUGAAGAUGGUUGUGAUCUCUUUGGUGAUUCUGAAAAGGAAGAAGAAGAAGAUGAGGUCAAUGGAGAAAGUACCAGACCUAAAAGAAAUCGCCCUGCUUCAUUUGCUGACGAGCUGGCAGCAAGAAUCAAAGGAGAUGUGACAAGCCGAACAUAUGAGGGGCAGACAAUCACAGCCUCAGGGGAAGCAAAAACCAAGAAAACAACUAAAGAGAAGAAAGAUGUCAAGAAAGUUCCCUCUGAUGAUGAGGACGACAUGUUUAAACCACCCAAACUGACGGAUGAUGACUUCUCCCCAUUUGGCUCUAGAGGGGGCCUUUUUAGUGGGAAUGGACUCUUUGAUGAUGAUGAGAGUGACCUCUUUUCAGAAGCCCCUAAAGACAAUGAAAAUCAAGCCCCGAUUAAUGAAGAGACUUCAUCAUCCAAACCUGGAAAAAAGAUACCAGCAGGAGCUGUGUCUUUAUUCUUAGGUGAUCCUGAUGUGUUCAGUGUUUCUCCAGCUCAGUCACAGAAAGGGCACCAGAGGCCUCCACAGUCCACACAAGGGAAAACACCCCAGGGUCCUGCUCCUGCAGGCCUCUUUGAUAAUGACGAUGAUGACGACGACUUUUUUGUUGCAUCCAACAGCAGACCCUUACGUGCAGCCAGACCAGCUGCUGAUCUGUUUGAUGACGCGGAAGAGGAGGAAGAUCUCUUCAAAAAGAGAGCAGCCUCUUCUUCCACUGAUGCCCUCAGCCCCGCAGCCAAGGAGACAGUCGAGAAGGUAAUGCCACCUUCCAGCAAAAAUCUCAAGGCCUUGUCAGAAGAAGUUUCCAAGAAACAAAAAGGUUUAUUCUCAGAUGAAGAGGACUCAGAGGACUUGUUUUCUUCUGCUCCAACUGUGAGUAAGACAAAAGCUGCGGCUCCUCCUUCCAGCAAAGUCACCACAAAGAAAUCCCUUUCCCUUUUUGAUGAUGAUGAAGAGGAAAAUCUUUUUGGUGAAACACCUGCUAAGAAACAGUCAUCACCAUCUCUGCCUAAGCAAACUCAAGAGAAGGCAAAAUCUUCUGAGCCCCACAAAAAAGCAUCCGCCUUACUGUUCAGCAGCGAUGAGGAGGACCAGUGGAGUGUGGGUGAUUCACAAACCAGUAAGGUGCUGGACAGCAGUAUAAAGGAACUUAAGAAGCCUGAAACAAAACAGGAUCACAUAGAGAAGGAUGUGAAAAAGAUAAGUCUGUUUGAGGAAGAUGACGAUGAAGAGGAUUUAUUUGCUAUUGCUAAAGACAGCCAGAAAAAGGCUCCUAAACCUUCACUCCUUUUCGAAGAAGAUGCUGAUAGUGGCGGGUCUCUAUUUGGCUCUCCUCCUUCAUCUGUUCUUCCUGCGAAAAUGGGAAAAGAGAAAAUCUCUCAGACAGUACCCUCAUUAUUUAGUGAUGAAGAAGAAGACCCAGCCACUCCAUUUGGAACUGCGAAACCAGUAGAUAAGCAGGCUGAGCCGGCUUUGGCUGGGAAUACUGUUGUGGUCAAGCAAGAAGAAAAGCCUUCCAGUGCUGGUGCCCAUUUCAAGACUACCACCGGUGUCUUUCAGGAUGAAGAACUCCUCUUCAGCCACAAGCUCCAGCAGGACAAUGAUCCUGACGUCGACCUCUUUACCAGGUCAUCAGAAAAACGGGCUGCUCCCCCACCCAAAAAAGAGGCCCUUUUUGGGGAUGAAGAAGAUGAUGAUUUCUUCACUUCUGCUCAACCACAGCCUCCGAAGGUAGCCCAAAAGAAAACAGUAGAGAAAAAAGAUCAUUUUGGUCCUUCUCUUGAAAGCCAUAAAUUCCCCGAAUCAUCUCCAAAUAUCAAACAUGAAACAGAUGUGUGGAAACUGGAAACAGCCCAGGACUCUUCAGGCCUCCCUCCAUAUAAAACCAAAGAGCCUUCCUCUCGGAUCGGGAAACUACAAGCAGACUUAGCCAUUAAUCCAGCAGCCUUGCUGCCCGGGGCAGCUGCCAAAAUCUCCGGGGCAAAGGCUGCCAUCCCUCCAUUUGCCUUUACUGCUUCUGAGCCUGAUGAAGUCAGGGCCGUGGAGAAGGCCUCUGCCGGUGAGACAGGAGUGAGCUUUGAGGACCCAGCCCGAGCAGAGACCUUACAUAACGUAAACAAGAGCCGGAUCAACAUGAAAGGAAAACGAAGGCCUCAAACACGAUCUGCCCGGAGGCUGGCUGCCCAGGAAUCCAGCGAGGCUGAGGAUGUCAAUGAUGCUGAGGGGCCUCAGUUGGCAUGGGAGCCUGUCAUCUCCCCACCUGUCAAACAGCAGCAUAGCAAAGAAGCAGACAAGAAUAAAAGUUUCGAAAAGGCUGUGGUGGCUCCUUCCCCCUUUUUGGAAGGUGCCCUAGGGCCCAGAGGGGACAGACAACCUUUGGCUAGAUCUGUGGACCUGGCUACCGAGGACAGCCUUUCCGAUCCCAGUGACUUCUCUGCAAAGGUUUCUGGGCCAAAGUCAACAACAAAGAGAGCAAAGGACAAGGAGAAGACCUCCCAGGAUUCAGCCACCCAGCCCAGGGGCAGAGAAGAAAAGCCAUCUUUGCUGCCUGUGCUGGACAAGUCAGAGAUUGAGGAGGGUCUGUUUCAAUCUGUAAAGCAGAAACCAUUGAAGAAAAAAAAUACUGCUCCUCUCCUAGAGGACGAAGAUGAUCUCUUCGCCAACCAGAAAGCCAAGAAAAAGACAUCAGAGCCUCUCUGGCAGCAAGAUGUUGUUUCAAGAAGCCAAGACAUUUUUGAGGAUGACAUAUUUGCUACAGAAGCAAUUAAACCAGCACCUAAAACAAAAGAGAAGGAAAAAGCCUUGGAAUCUAACCUUUUUGAUGAUAACAUUGACAUCUUUGCUGACCUGACUGUAAAACCCAAAGAGAAGAAGUCAAAAAAGAAAGUGGAGCCAAAGUCGAUAUUCGAUGAUGAGAUGGAUGAUAUUUUUCUCCAUCUAGUGGGCCUGACCAAGAUGCCCAAGCCAAAAAGCCAGUCCGCUCAGUCAGCACCAGAAAAGAUAGAAACCAAGGCAUCCAGUCCAUUUGAUGACCCUCUCAAUGCUCUGGGGGCCAGUAGAAGACACAUGUGCUUAAAGACCCAUGGGCAAAAGGGGGGAUUUCAUCGUUGUUGGAGCUCUUCUGGUUUACUAUCAUACCCUUAAAAUCUAACCAACUAUAUCAAGAAAAGCAGAUCCUGGAAAAGGCUCUUCUCUUGUUCAAUGUAAACAGUAUUAUUUUUGCACUGGUUUAAUCAUGCUUAAUUAAUAAUAAGGAAAAAAUAGAUAUUCUAAAAUACUUUGUUAUGUGCAGUCAACUUUAAUUAGCUUGUGCAAUACAUGCAAUGAUGUACUCUAUUAUAUAGAACAUUGUUUCUUUUAUUGAACAAAGACAAAAAUUGCCGAUAGUUAAAAUGGUGAAAUAUAAAUUGUUAUAAACUGUAUUUUGCAUGGUUACUAUAUCUAUUUAACUUAUCAUGGUUAGAGUUUAUCAGGAGCUACUCUGAGAAAUACAGCCUGAAAAGUAGAGGAGACUUGGUAGUGUUGCCUCCCACCUUCGUGUUCACUAUGAUAAGGGGUCAUUGAGUUUAGAGAAAAGUCCUUUUUGGAUCCUGCUUUGGUACAGGACGGCAUAAAAACCAUUCCUUCAACCGCCACCCUGAUCCUGCUUCAGGUACUUGGAAAGUAGAGCAAUUUGAUAAAGGCCAAGAACAUUCCUAAUAAAUCCAGACUAUUGACCAGUUAAUUUUUCUUAGUAUAGCACUAAGAAUUAAUGCUUUAUUUUUAGCAGUAUUAAUUUAUUGUGGUAUUGUACAGUUAAGUGCUUUUAAAUAGCACUUGAGGCAAUGAGGUGGUACAUGGAUGAAGUGCUGGACUUGGAGAGAGGAAGCCCUGAGCUGAAAUCCAGCCUGAGGCAUUGCAGGCUGUGUCCCUGGCCAAAUCACCCCCCCUUUCAGCCUCAGUUUUUUCAUCUGUAAAUUGGAGGUAAUAAUAGCCUCCCAGGGUUGUGUGUUUCUCACUUAAAGUGCUCUCUAAAUGUAACUCAUUUUCACUCCUGAUUGAAGGCAGCGCACCACUUACCUUGUGCAUGGCUCCCUGAUGACCUCUCUCCAGCAUCAUCUAACAGAGAGACUGAAUAUAUAAUCUGAUGCCAUUAACUGGUGCUGCUUCCCCAAAUUUGAUCUUUUGUUAGCAGUUUCCUACCAACACCCUAUUGCUAACAUAACUUCUAAAGCAAAGGCACAGGCUGCCAGUCACAUGUGGCCCAC